GCUCGGCUCCGGGCAGGUAGAACCGGGCUCCGGGCGCGCGUGCGGCCGCAGCAGCUGCUCCCUACCUCGCCUCGGCCCAACGCAGGGCCUUGGGCGUCCAUGGCCGGCUCCGAGCAGCAGCGGCCGCGGCGGCGGGACGACGGAGACUCGGACGCUGCAGCGGCGGACGCGGCGGCGGCUCCCCUGCAGGACGCGGAGCUGGCCCUGGCUGGCAUCAACAUGCUGCUCAACAACGGAUUCAGGGAGUCGGACCAGCUUUUCAAACAAUACAGAAAUCAUAGCCCACUAAUGAGUUUUGGAGCCAGUUUUGUCAGUUUUUUGAAUGCCAUGAUGACAUUUGAGGAAGAAAAAAUGCAGUUGGCAUGUGAUGACUUAAAAACUACAGAAAAACUGUGUGAAAGUGAAGAGACUGGAGUAAUUGAAACAAUCAAGAAUAAAAUUAAGAAGAAUGUUGAUGUCCGAAAAUCCGCUCCCUCUAUGGUUGAUCGGCUUCAGAGGCAGAUAAUCAUAGCUGACUGUCAGGUUUACCUGGCUGUGCUUUCGUUUGUAAAACAAGAAUUAUCAGCUUACAUCAAAGGUGGGUGGAUCCUUAGGAAAGCAUGGAAGAUUUACAAUAAAUGCUAUCUGGACAUCAAUGCCCUUCAGGAGCUGUAUCAGAAGAAGCUAACUGAAGAGUCCUUGACUUCUGAUGCUGCAAAUGAUAAUCACAUUGUGGCUGAAGGGGUGUCUGAGGAGUCUCUGAACAGACUGAAAGGUGCUGUUAGCUUUGGAUAUGGCCUUUUUCACCUUUGCAUAUCCAUGGUGCCCCCAAACCUGCUCAAAAUCAUCAACCUGCUGGGUUUUCCUGGAGACCGCCUACAGGGGCUUUCUUCACUGAUGUAUGCAAGCGAAAGUAAGGACAUGAAGGCCCCUUUAGCUACAUUAGCUCUGCUCUGGUAUCAUACUGUAGUCCGCCCGUUUUUUGCCUUGGAUGGCAGUGAUAACAAGGCAGGCCUGGAUGAAGCUAAGGAAAUUCUCCUUAAAAAAGAAGCUGCUUAUCCAAACUCUUCCCUCUUUAUGUUUUUCAAGGGACGGAUACAACGACUAGAGUGUCAAAUCAACAGUGCCUUGACGUCUUUCCACACUGCUUUGGAACUUGCAGUAGAUCAGAGAGAAAUUCAGCAUGUCUGUCUGUAUGAAAUUGGUUGGUGCAGCAUGAUAGAGCUCAAUUUCAAGGAUGCGUUUGAUUCCUUUGAGAGGCUAAAGAAUGAGUCCAGGUGGUCCCAGUGCUAUUAUGCCUACUUGACUGCAGUUUGUCAGGGAGCCACUGGUGAUGUGGAUGGGGCACAGAUUGUCUUUAAAGAAGUUCAGAAACUCUUCAAAAGGAAAAACAAUCAGAUUGAACAGUUCUCAGUGAAAAAGGCAGAGCGAUUUCGGAAGCAAACCCCAACCAAAGCACUCUGUGUGCUGGCGUCCAUCGAAGUAUUGUACUUGUGGAAAGCUCUUCCAAACUGUUCCUUCCCCAACCUGCAGAGGAUGAGCCAAGCUUGCCAUGCAGUGGAUGAUUCAUCUGUUGUUGGAUUAAAGUAUUUGCUUCUUGGUGCCAUACACAAAUGCCUAGGAAACUCAGAAGAUGCUGUUCAGUACUUCCAGCGGGCUGUGAAGGAUGAAUUGUGUCGUCAGAAUAACUUGUAUGUUCAGCCUUAUGCCUGUUAUGAACUUGGCUGUCUUCUAUUAGACAAACCAGAGACUGUAGGAAGAGGCAGAACUCUACUUCUUCAAGCAAAGGAGGAUUUCUCUGGCUACGACUUUGAAAACAGAUUGCAUGUCCGCAUCCAUGCUGCUCUGGCCUCUCUGAGGGAAUUAGUUCCUCAGUGACAGACCCGGAACACCUGCUCUGUCCCUCCCCACCCAGGGUCCGCACUUUAAAAUAAAAGCAGAGGACAAAGCUCUUGUGAAGAUCGGCUUUUCUUCUGAAAACCACCUGUGCCAGGGACACAUUUUCCCACUUAAGCUGACAUAUUAAAGAUCUCCUCUUUUAAACAUGUAGCUAAAAAGUAAUAAUGAUGCUGAGGAGGAUGAUGAUGGUUAUAACUAACCACCCAGGGAGAGGGUUAAGUGACCUUGCUCGUUUUAGUUUCGUGAUUUAUUAUUUUUAAAAAUCAAACAAAAUAUCCAACCCAAGAUCCUGUAGGAACACCUACUGUAAGCACAUAUCUGAAUGGGUAACAUACCUGUAAAUUAUUAACAAUAUCAUGACAUAACAUUUAUAUUUGUGUUUUGAAAAAAUAAAAGUGCUUUCUAGCAUUUUACUUUAUCUUCA
Cebus imitator (Panamanian white-faced capuchin) is the source of this 2302-nucleotide messenger RNA. It is a transcript of the gene TTC39C, whose product is annotated as tetratricopeptide repeat domain 39C. The record is from RefSeq and is a predicted model, not a curated record. Lineage: Eukaryota; Metazoa; Chordata; Mammalia; Primates; Cebidae. The transcript is spliced from 14 exons. Gene Ontology annotation, molecular function: protein binding. Bases 100 to 1857 code for a protein of 585 amino acids. Gene Ontology annotation, biological process: otolith morphogenesis; cilium assembly.